Penicillium taxi is the source of this 1098-nucleotide messenger RNA. Its product is annotated as sucrase/ferredoxin-like domain-containing protein. The transcript is spliced from 2 exons. The coding region runs from base 1 to 1098 and encodes 365 amino acids. The record is from RefSeq and is a predicted model, not a curated record. NCBI's taxonomy places the organism in Eukaryota, Fungi, Ascomycota, Eurotiomycetes, Eurotiales, Aspergillaceae.
AUGCAUCUCUUCCGAAGGGGCGCGUCAUCGCUCUUCAACUCCUCGAAUACUUCGCUCGUAUCCUCCAAAACCGACGCCACAACUGACGCUGUUGGUGAUAACGCACUAGCUGAGAACGGAUUCCAAAGCAUAUCCGACCAUGACAAGCUGUUCACAAAGGUCGAUCCGGCCAUUGACGGCGAGGAGUGUCUCCACGAAUGUACAACAUGUACAGUGAAGUACCCCGCCAAAUUUGAAGUCGACCAGGAAGACAAGCUAUACGGCGAGGUGAACGGGUGGGCUACCCACCUACUCGUCGCAACUGGGAAAUCCGACUGGGUGCGCGACAUUGCGGACGAAACGGGGAGUGUGAUGGAGGCAAUUGAGAAGGGAGGAGUAGAGCCGAACAACGGGAGACUCAAGCUAUCAGCAUCCAAUAUGCCAGUCCCAGACGAAUAUCACACUCACGAAGCCGGAAAGCAGCCCACGAAUGUUUUGCUUCUGCCCAGCUUCACCGUUGUCGAGGGUGUAACUCCACAGCUCGUGCCGGACCUGAUCGAGAACUUUGUGAACCGGUCAUUGACGACAACAACACCACUAGGCGCAGCUCCAAAACUUCUAGACCAAAAUGAUCAGACUAGCUCAGAAGAGCAACAGGAGUCAACCUCCACAUCCAUCCCUACCCAGCUCACCUCACACUCUUGCUCGCACGCAGCAGUUAUUCUGCUCUGCUCUCAGCGUACCCGAGACGCGCGCUGCGGACAAUCCGCACCUUUACUACGCCGCGAAUUUGAGCGCCACUUACGCCCACUCGGUUUAUACCGUGAUAUGGACGACCGUCGGCCUGGCGGGGUAGGGAUCUACUUUAUCAGCCAUGUUGGCGGCCACAAAUACUCAGCUAAUGUGAUUGUGUAUCGACGUCAAGAUUUCGAGUGGUACAAGAAGGAGAGCGAAGGGAGUGAUGGCGAGGGUGCAGCGCAGGGUAUAUGGCUGGCACGUGUGCGGCCAGAGGAGUGUGAAAAUAUCAUUCGAUAUACGGUUUUACAAGGCAAGGUCUUGAAACCUGGGCAGCAAUUGCGAGGAGGAUUUGAUCGCGCACGUGGACUGACAAGUUGGUGA